UUUGCAUGUGAGUGUGUUCACGCUUCCGGGAGCCGGUCCUUGCCGGCGUCCCGACUUAGCCUGUCACCUCCUCGGGAAUCGGAGAGUGUCGUCGCCGCUGUUUGGUGUGAGUGCCGUGCCCAGGCAGCAUGCCUCACAGGAAGAAAAAGCCCUUUAUAGAAAAGAAGAAAGCGGUGUCUUUCCACCUGGUCCAUCGGAGCCAACGAGAUCCUUUAGCAGCAGAUGAGACUGCACCCCAGAGGGUUCUGUUGCCUGCACAGAAAAUAAAUGCUGAAGAGAGACGAGCAGAACAGAGGAAGUAUGGUGUGUUCUUUGAUGAUGACUAUGACUACCUCCAACACCUGAAGGAACCGUCUGGGCCCUCAGAGCUUAUUCCCACAAGUACCCUCAGUGUACCCAACUGGAGAAGUGAAAACGAAGAAACUUCAUUAAUUUCAGUAAGACUUUUCAACAAUUUAAGUACCGCAGGAAUUAAGUUGCCUUCAUCAGUGUUUGCAUCAGAGUUUGAAGAAGAUGUUGGAUUGUUAAAUAAAGCAGCUCCUGUUUCAGGGCCUCGGCUGGAUUUUGAUCCUGACAUUGUAGCAGCUCUUGAUGAUGAUUUUGACUUCGAUAAUCCUGCUAAUCUGCUUGAAGAUGAUUUUAUUUUUCAGGCCAAUAAGCCAACAGAAGAGGAAGAGGGAGUGGAUGUAUGGAAAUCUGAGGCUGAAGACGGCAGUGAAUGGGAAGACGUGGUCGACGAGAAGGAAGGGGGCAGUGAUGACAAUGACUAUGACUCUACAGGCUCGUUCUCAGACGAGGCUGUGUCUGCCCCCGGGAAGCCUCCGGGGGCUCUAGAAAACCUCUUGUUUUGGGAAGAGGAAACGAAAAGUCGCUUUACUGAGUAUUCUAUGACAUCCUCAGUCAUGAGGAGAAAUGAGCAGCUGACCCUACAUGAUGAAAGAUUUGAGAAGUUUUAUGAGCAAUAUGAUGAUGAUGAAAUUGGAGCUCUGGAUAAUGCAGAACUGGAAGGUUCCAUUCAAGUAGACAGCAGUCGCUUAGAGGAAGUUUUGAAUGACUACUAUAAAGAGAAAGCAGAGAAUUGUGUAAAACUGAGUACUCUUGAACCCUUCGAGGAUCAGGACCUGCCAGCGAAUGAACUUGAUGGGUCUGAGGAGGAAGAGACCGUGACUGUGGCUCUUGAAGAAGUCAAAGAGAAGUGGGAUUGUGAAUCCAUUUGUAGUACAUACUCAAAUUUAUAUAACCAUCCACAAAUUAUCAAGUAUGAACCAAAGCCCAAACAAAUUCGAAUAUCUUCUAAGACAGGAAUACCUCUCCAUGUCUUACCUCAGAAAGGGUUCACAGCAAAGCAAGUUGAACGAAUGCAGAUGAUUAAUGGUAGUGAUUUACCCAAGGUGUCAGCCCAGCCACGCUCUAAAAAUGAAAGCAAAGAAGAUAAAAGAGCAAGAAAGCAAGCUAUAAGAGAAGAGCGCAAGGAACGGAGAGUGGAGAAGAAAGCUAACAAAUUAGCCUUCAAACUGGAGAAGAGAAGGCAGGAAAAGGAGCUGCUGAACCUAAAGAAGAAUGUUGAGGGUCUGAAGCUGUGACAUAGAACACUGGGGAUAAGGCGCGCUCGCCGCAGCGGUCCGCAGUGAACGAGGGUCUUCAAAGCGACAGGACUGAUCUGCCAUUGCUACUGGCAGGUAUUGAGAAGAAAACAGGACAGUAGCUGUAUUUAUACCAGCAAGGUUGUAAAUACUGUAAUAUUUUUACAUUUAAUAUGAUUUUAGACUUGCUCUAAAAUAAAUGACUUCAUGAAUGUGAAC
This is a messenger RNA of Molossus molossus (Pallas's mastiff bat), 1802 nucleotides long. RefSeq names its product LTV1 ribosome biogenesis factor (gene LTV1). Bases 129 to 1583 code for a protein of 484 amino acids. Gene Ontology annotation, biological process: ribosomal small subunit biogenesis; ribosomal small subunit export from nucleus. Gene Ontology annotation, cellular component: cytosol; preribosome, small subunit precursor; nucleus. The record is from RefSeq and is a predicted model, not a curated record. NCBI's taxonomy places the organism in Eukaryota, Metazoa, Chordata, Mammalia, Chiroptera, Molossidae. The transcript has 11 exons.